AUGGUACGACAAGAUUACCAGCCUCUGCUUGAUAAACUACUUGCCAGAUUCAACUCUUGGACUGCAAGGCAUCUCUCUUUUGCUGGUAGACUACAGUUAAUACAUUCUGUCAUAUAUUCCACCAUUACAUUCUGGGCCUCAGUGUUCAUUCUCCCGAAUAGCUGCAUUGAGGAAAUAGAGAGUAUGUGUAGUGCUUUCCUAUGGAAAGGAACACCAAACUCUGCUAGAGGAGCCAAGGUCAACUGGGAGUCAGUUUGUACACCAAAGGAGAGUGGUGGUCUUCGUGUUAAGCGGCUCAAUAAUUGGAAUAAGGUCUUUGCCCUGAAGUUAAUUUGGCUCAUUUUUGCUGCGGGCGGUUCACUAUGGGUCUCGUGGGUGAGGUUACACUUAAUUGGUAAUCAAUGUUUUUGGGAUCUUGAUGGCUCUGCUUCAAGUAGCUGGAUUUGGCGUAAUCUUUGUAAGCUCAGACCGCUGGCUAAACAGUUCAUCAUCUGUGAAGUGGGAUCGGUUGUUAAUCUGGAUCCGGAAGUUCAAGAUGAUUUUUACCUCUGGAAGAUUGGAGAUGCGGCUCCCUCCAACUCUUUCUCUACAGCUGAUACCUGGAGACAUCUGCAUCCUCCGGGAAUAAAGGUUGACUGGUUUGACUCGGUGUGGUUUAAGGGUAGAAUUCCCAAACAUGCCAUCAUAGCUUGGCUAAACUCUCGGCACAGGCUGCUUACUCGAGAUAGGUUGGUAAGAUGGGGCUUUGCGGUUCCGUCUACUUGUCUUCUCUGCAGCUCUAUGGAUGAAACUCGUCAGCUCUUGUUCUUUGAUUGCUCAUAUACGAAGGAGGUCUGGCAUCAUUUUACUGGUAAAGUCCAUCUUUCUCCUCCUUCUACCUUUGAAGCUGGGGUCAGAUGGUUGAAGAAUCCAUGUAGGGAUAAAAACAUUACUUGGAUACUUCGAUUACUUUACCAAGCUUCAGUGUACUCCAUCUGGAAAGAACGCAACUCCCGAAUUCAUUCAUCUAUCUUUCGUCCAGCCUCGGCAUUGAUUCAGGAGAUCAAGAACAUUAUUCGAGCUCACCUUGGUCCUCUAACUCUAAAACAAAGGCUCUCCAAUCCCGGUGAUUCUCUCUUGGUUACUUGGUUUAGAUUUUUUCUCUGA
Messenger RNA from Camelina sativa (false flax), 1146 nucleotides. NCBI's taxonomy places the organism in Eukaryota, Viridiplantae, Streptophyta, Magnoliopsida, Brassicales, Brassicaceae. The record is from RefSeq and is a predicted model, not a curated record.